UACAGUUUUUCUUUUGCACUUUUAAUCUUACAGCAAUAUCCCAGCAUGCAUAUGAUAUAUUUUGACAGUUCCAGUUGAAGAUGGGUAGUAGUACAGCUCAAGCCUGUUACAUACAUUCUUAUUGGCUGCAGCUGCUCUAUGCCACAUUGUCACCGCUUAGUGACUUGCAUUCCAGCAGCUGUCUCUACUCUCUGCGCCACUUCAGCGCUCAGCCGCCGACCAUGGAGGAUCUGCAACUUGUCAUCGGGGAGCAUCUGGACUCAGCCGAAGCGCUGAAGAAAAGGAAGAGAAAAAAGAAGAAGAACAAGGCUAUGACGGCACCUUCAGCAGUGGGGGCACACAAGGCCGAGGGGGAGGAUGGAGAAGCCGGAGGUGUUGGUGAAGUGACAGAACAGCUGGAGAGGCAAACGCUGGAGGACAAAGAGAGGGAGGACGAGGAUGGUGAAGAAGGGGAUGGCGACGACGGGGAGAACUCAACCGCAAAGAGGAAGAAGAAGAAGAAAAAGAAGAAAGGAUUGAAGGGACAGACUGACCCACCAACAGUUCCCAUUUGCGAGCUUUACCCCAAUGGAGAAUUCCCAAGAGGAGAGGAGUGCGAAUACCCGCCCUCAAAAGAUGGACGCAGUGCAGCAUGGAGGACGUCCAGUGAGGAGAAACGAGCUCUCGACUCGGCCAAUGAGGAGAUGUGGAGCGACUUCAGGCAGGCAGCCGAGGCCCACCGUCAAGUCCGCUCCUACGUGAGGAGCUGGAUCAAGCCGGGCAUGACAAUGAUUGACAUCUGUGAGAAGCUUGAGGGCUGCUCUAGGAGGCUAAUUAAGGAAAAUGGGCUAAAGGCAGGCUUGGCCUUCCCCACUGGCUGUUCCAUCAACCACUGCGCCGCCCACUACACACCAAAUGCAGGGGACCCCACAGUGCUGCACUAUGACGACGUCUGCAAAAUAGACUUUGGAACUCACAUCAACGGUCGGAUAAUAGACUGCGCCUUCACUGUCACUUUCAAUCCCAAAUAUGACAGACUGCUGGAGGCUGUAAGGGAUGCAACUAACACUGGUAUUAAGUUUGCAGGUAUCGACGUACGCUUGUGUGACAUUGGCGAGACCAUCCAGGAGGUCAUGGAGUCUUAUGAAGUGGAGAUAGAUGGCAAAACAUAUCAAGUGAAGCCAAUCAGGAACCUCAACGGCCACUCUAUUGGACAAUACAGGAUACACUCAGGGAAAACUGUCCCUAUUGUAAAAGGUGGAGAGGCUACACGGAUGGAGGAAGGUGAAACCUAUGCCAUUGAGACUUUUGGCAGCACAGGACGAGGUGCGGUCUACGAUGACAUGGAGUGCUCUCAUUACAUGAAGAACUUCAAUGUCGGCCACGUGCCAAUAAGACUUCCAAGGGCCAAGCACCUUCUGAAUGUGAUCAAUGAAAAUUUCGGCACCUUGGCUUUCUGCCGCCGCUGGCUGGACCGGCUGGGCGAGAGCAAGUACCUGAUGGCGCUGAAGAACCUGUGUGACCUGGGUAUUGUGGACCCUUACCCUCCUCUGUGUGACAUCAAAGGCAGCUACACAGCCCAGUAUGAACACACCAUCCUCCUCAGGCCUACCUGCAAGGAGGUGGUCAGUCGUGGAGAUGACUAUUAGCGCACAUGUUAAACAGUCAGUUGUUUCAAAAGUUGGAAACUUUACAUGGAAAUAAAUGGGGAUUAAUAACAAUAUAUGAUGAUUUUAUGGAAUGAAGUGGAAUACGAUGUGCAAAA
Doryrhamphus excisus (bluestripe pipefish) is the source of this 1744-nucleotide messenger RNA. RefSeq names its product methionine aminopeptidase 2-like. Gene Ontology annotation, molecular function: metalloaminopeptidase activity. The record is from RefSeq and is a predicted model, not a curated record. Gene Ontology annotation, biological process: proteolysis. Gene Ontology annotation, cellular component: cytoplasm. NCBI's taxonomy places the organism in Eukaryota, Metazoa, Chordata, Actinopteri, Syngnathiformes, Syngnathidae.